GGGACUUUGUUUCACAACUGGAUAAAAAAAGCUUUUAUAGUUUGUUGUUGUACUCGUUUCAAUCCUCCUUGCUUUAUUGCUGCAUGGAAGUAAAAUUCCUGCUAUAGUUGUCUCAUCCUAAGCCAAGACUACCGCUCUUUUACAAGCUGGUGACCUCCGAAAAUUGUCAAGCGUCGUUUGAAUCAAAGACCACAGUCUUCUUGUCUUCUUUCCAUCUAUACUUCGUUGCAUAACUUAGUAGUCAAACUUAAGCUUAAGUCAAAUUAAUUGAUAGUAAUCAUCAAUUAUGUCGAGCAAAAUGCGUGUAUUUGGAUGGAUCCCUAGUUCUGAGAUGGUUUCGCAGGCGUUUGUGGAUAAAUUUUCCAUUUUCUGGCGUUACAUGCCAGGCACUGUUGGUAUUGUCGUUGCUGGUAUCAUCACAAUGAUCUUGGGUAGCGCUCUCAGAGGAGAGUGGACACUAGUUCUUGUUUUGGCCUGCAAACAGCUUGGUAUUAAGCUACCAGCUAGCCAGUCGGUAGACGAUGAUGUACCAGGUCUAAUGGAAUCAAUAGGAUUAAAGGAUGUUCAUUGGCACAUACUGACCAACGUACUUAGUUCUACUGUUAUCUACUUCACACUUGGUGGCUUCUUACAGUGGUACUUCUACAUCAGACAAAGGGGAAGACCAGAAGAUUGGAAAUGUCAGCCAAAAAGGUUUCUUUCACGAGAAGAGGAGAUUCACGAGAUCACCCUGGGUACCAUCAACAUGAUGAGCGGCGCUGCUGUAUUUGGGGUUAUUUCUUGUUACAUUGCCAAUGGUGGGUUUACUACUUUAUACUAUGACCCACUUGAAAGAGGCUGGCUUUAUCUGUUCCUGUCCACCAUACUUUUGUUCCUGUUUGAAGAUGCUUGUGCAUAUUACUACCAUCGCAUGCUCCACUGGCCGUUCUUCUACAAGCGAUUCCAUAAGAUACACCAUCGCUACAAAGCUCCUACUGCUUUCAGUGCUACAGCAAUGCAUCCUGUUGAGUUCUUUGGAUUCCAGGUGUUCAUCAUUGCCCCAGUGUUCAUAAUGCCAAUCAAUGCAGGAGUAUAUGUUGGUAUCUUAAUGUACCUAUAUUACUUCGGCAUGGUGGAUCAUUCUGGUAUUAACAUGUAUUCUAUUGUGCCAUGGCAACCACCAGUUAUGUUUCAUGACGAUCAUCACAAGUACUUUCAUUGCAACUUUGGCUUCAAUUCCCUGAUUUUUGACCAGUUCCAUGGAACUCUUCGUAGGACAGACCGCUUCUACUCGGAGGAUACGUUUGGUGGCAAAGGAAAGCCUUUAAACAAGGCACAAAAAGCCCAAAAAGAAUUACUAGAAACCACAGAUUAAUGAAAUCCUAUCUCUAUUUUAAUAAUAUUAUUGCUGAAAUAAUUCAAUGUUAUACAGGAUAUAGCUUUUGAUUAUUUAAGAUAAGGUAAAAUAUCCUUGCUGUUUUAGGAUUUUAUAUGCAUGUUAUUUUAAGGUGAAUUAUAAAUUACUGUAGCAAAAA
This is a messenger RNA of Actinia tenebrosa (Australian red waratah sea anemone), 1514 nucleotides long. RefSeq lists its product as uncharacterized. NCBI's taxonomy places the organism in Eukaryota, Metazoa, Cnidaria, Anthozoa, Actiniaria, Actiniidae. Gene Ontology annotation, biological process: lipid biosynthetic process. The record is from RefSeq and is a predicted model, not a curated record. Gene Ontology annotation, molecular function: oxidoreductase activity; iron ion binding.